CGAGGAAGACCACCAAAAUCACAGACCAGAGGAAGGGGAAGAGGUGCCGCCGGGGCAAACGGCUACCAAAACUACCAAAGGGAUCCACUCACUCGGAGACUGAACAGGAGCUAAAUGUCAUCAAUCUGUCUGCCAAGAGGGACAACAGAGAUGAUGACUGCGACACCACGCCCCUCCCUCGAAACGGACACACAAGCGCCUCUUGAACAGACCCCAACUGACGCAAGAUCUCGAUUCAGAGGUAAAUCUCACUUCAUACCUCCCAAACACAGAAAUCCUUCCCUGGAUACAUAUUGCAGACUAGUCGAGCAGGAAGUAACAACAGCUAUGCGAAAGAAAAGGGAAUACAAAGUUUGGAACAAUCUGACCCUGAAGCAAAGACAAGAAUUGAGCACUUUACAAAAAGAUGGAGAAUUAAUUAUUCAGAAUGCGGACAAAGGUGGAGCGGUGAUCCUUUUAAAACGAGAGUCAUAUGAGAGAGAAAUACAAACCCAGUUGAAAAAUACUAAAUUUUACAGAAAGUUGGACUCUAAUCCCACCCUGAAAUUCAAGAACCUUGUACACGAGAAAUUAAACCAGCUAAUGGAAAUGGGACAUAUAACCAAAAAUGAAUAUGCAUAUAUGAAGGUGGAUUAUCCCAUCACUCCAGUUUUCUACACCCUGCCUAAAAUUCACAAACAAUUCAUAGAUACACCACCGGGACGACCAAUAGUGGCGGCAAUUGGCUCCCUGACGGAGAAAAUAUCAGCUUUUGUGGACCACACUUUACAAUCACUGGUCAUUUCUCUCCCCUCUUAUGUGAAAGACUCAAUGGACUUUAUUAAAAUGAUCCAGUCUGUACAACUGAAAGACUCUCCACAACUCCUUGUCACAAUGGACAUUGAGUCGUUAUACACCAAUGUCCCUUUUGAUGGUGGUCUACAAGCGAUAAAAUCUUUUUUAGAAAAAAGACCCAGUAAUACUCCUACAACCGAAUGUCUCUUGGAUUUGACUGAAUGUGUCCUGUCAUAUAAUUAUUUCCUAUUUGGUUCUGACUUCCAUCUUCAGAUCUCAGGGGUGGCAAUGGGAUCGAAAAUGUCACCCAGCUUUGCAUCACUCUAUGUGGGACUCUUCGAAUCCGAUGUGAUCUUCAAUACACAAAGAAACCCUUUUGUACAGAACAUAUCUUACUGGAAACGCUACCUGGACGACAUCUUCUUCAUAUGGGAUGGUGAUGAGAACCAGCUACAAGAAUUCCAUACAUAUAUGGGUGAGAAUAAUCAACACCUGAAAUUUACUAUGUCUGUGGAUAAAACAAAAAUGAACUUUUUGGACAUUCUAGUAAUGAGGGAAGGAAAUGAGCUAAAAACAAACUUAUAUCGCAAGAGCACAGAUAGAAACUCUCUGCUCCAUGCGGAAUCAUAUCACCCAACAUCUCUAAAGAAAAACCUUCCCAUAUCACAGUUUAGUAGAAUCAGGAGAAUUUGUAGCUCACAGGAUGACUAUCAAUCUCAAGCAACCAUUCUGAAACACAGGUUUAAAGCAAGGGGCUACCAAGAUCAAUGGAUUGAAGAGGCUGCUGACCGGUUUAACAACAUGUCCCAAGAGCAAUGCCUGACUAGGAGAACAAAAAACAAUAAAACAAUGGAAUCCAGAAUAUCAUAUUGUGUAUAA
Molecule: messenger RNA, 1653 nt
Organism: Engraulis encrasicolus (European anchovy)
Lineage: Eukaryota; Metazoa; Chordata; Actinopteri; Clupeiformes; Engraulidae
Exons: 2
Coding region: 115-1653 (512 amino acids)
Source: RefSeq, a predicted model, not a curated record